Acaromyces ingoldii is the source of this 1132-nucleotide messenger RNA. RefSeq names its product SET domain-containing protein. The transcript is spliced from 3 exons. Gene Ontology annotation, cellular component: nucleus. Bases 19 to 1020 code for a protein of 333 amino acids. Gene Ontology annotation, molecular function: histone methyltransferase activity; protein binding; zinc ion binding. NCBI's taxonomy places the organism in Eukaryota, Fungi, Basidiomycota, Exobasidiomycetes, Exobasidiales, Cryptobasidiaceae. The record is from RefSeq and is a predicted model, not a curated record.
CAGGAGGAACGCCGCGAGAUGGUCGAUCUGGCGGGCGGGAGGGAGGCGGUCGAGGUCCGGCUCGGCGAGAGCGUCUCGCAGGAGCUCACGAGACGGCUGGCGGCAUCCUUCAGGGAGUAUUUGCCGACGUGCAAGCUCCAUGAGUCCUACCUCGCCAGUCGCCUGAACGAGACGGUGAAGCUUCGCCACGAGGCAGAGCGGGGUACUGAUGACGAGUACGACGAGGCAGGAUGUAGCUGCGAGCCAGACGAGGCGGGCCAGGCCUGCUCUGCCACGUCCGAGUCGUGCGACUGCGUGGGGACCUACGGCAACUUCUACGUGGACCAGCCAGCUUCGCCGACCCUGCUCUUGGAUGCGAUCCCCGCAAGGCACGCGCUCGUGGAGUGCUCCGACGAGUGUGCCUGCUCCACCAAGGGCUGCGCGAACCGCGUUGUAGGUCGAGGCCUGCGCGCCGCACUCACCGUCGUCGACGCCGGACCGUCAAUGGGACUCGGCCUGCAAACGACACACAGCAUCUCAAAGGGCCACUUCGUCAUCGAGUACGCCGGUGAGAUUGUCUCCGACCACGAGGCCCGACAGAGGUGGGAGGCCUAUGCGAUGGACGAAAACGUCGUGGGCAAUUACAUCCUCGCCGUCAAGGAGCACUCCGAGGGCCACAUUCUGCGCACGAACAUCGACCCGACACGGGUUGGCAAUGCCGCGCGCUUCAUCAAUCAUUCGUGUGACGCGAACCUCGUCAUGCUUCCGGUCCGAGUUGACGGGUCAAUUCAGCUGACCUCACAAUCUGAGCAAGUCAGGGCGCCCAGCCCUCCUCGAGCUGCGCUGUUUGCAAAGCGAGACAUUGCAGCGGGAGAGCAACUCUCUUUCGACUACAGUGACGGCAGCAGCAGCAGCGGCGAAAGCGGCGGAGGGCAAUCCACAACUGGCAGAGAGGAGCAAGCAGUAGGAGCCACAAUGGCAAGGUGCCUCUGCAUGGCCGCGACUUGCAGAGGGUGGCUCUACACCGACGCUUCGCUGUGAUGAUGCAUUUGGAAAUGGCCCGCGAAAGGGGCUAGUUCGGAGAGAGGCCCGUCCGCCGCGCCUGUACCAUACUCACGGUGUAGUCACAUUUCUUCCCAUUGUUUGUUCCGGG